Messenger RNA from Aspergillus melleus, 1719 nucleotides. Its product is annotated as cytochrome P450. The record is from RefSeq and is a predicted model, not a curated record. Gene Ontology annotation, molecular function: oxidoreductase activity, acting on paired donors, with incorporation or reduction of molecular oxygen; iron ion binding; heme binding. NCBI's taxonomy places the organism in Eukaryota, Fungi, Ascomycota, Eurotiomycetes, Eurotiales, Aspergillaceae. The transcript is spliced from 2 exons. The coding region runs from base 1 to 1719 and encodes 572 amino acids.
AUGGGUAACCAGGUUCGAUCACCGGACGGCCUGGUCCGCAACAUCCAAGAAAGCGUGGUCGAAUUGGGCUGGCCGGGGUUCUUCGCGGUUCUUCUCUUCGUGUGCAUUUCCACUCGCAUCAUCACUGGCCUGCAAAGUGGAAAGGCUGAGAAUGAGCAACCACGCAGAGUCCGGCUGGUGCCGUACUGGUUUCCUUGGAUAGGCCACGGCUUUUCCUUUAUUUGGAACCAUGUUAGCCUUGUGGGUGGAGCCAGGGAUCGAAUGGCUGAGCCCGUGAUGGGCAUCUAUAUGGGCGGGAAAAAGCACGUCACUGUAACAUCGCCAUCUUUGGCCAGGUCUGUAAUGUCCUCGCGAAGUGCAGGCUCGACUGCCUUGGUCCACCACGCGCUAAAAGCCGUCUUUGGUGACCGAGGACCCCUGCGCAACCUGGACCCGGCCAACGCUGAAAAUUAUCACCAUGCCAUUCCCAAUACUUUCAAGCGGGAACCAUUCUUGUCGGAGGCGUCCGCGUCGCUUGUACGUGCGAUAGAACGCGAUUCUCCCAAGCUGGUGACCUUCUGCCACAGCGUGGUGGAUCAGGAACUCUGGGAGCGCAACAGUGAUCUGGAAGUCGUGGAUUCCAAGGGCAAGCAGGCUUGCGAGGUGAGCCUUUUUGCUCUGCUGAGGAACUUUGUGGGACAUGCCACUACGACUACUCUUAUGGGACAAGCUAUCUUGGAAGAAUUCCCUACCUUGUUAGACGAUGUCUGGAAACUGGAUGAUUGGUUUCCCAUCAUGGCGCUGGGGCUGCCCCGCUGGAUAGUGAUCCCGGGACUUCCUGCCGCGUAUGCAGCGCGUGACCGUCUUCUUGGGGCCCUUGCAGAGUUUCAGCAAGCCUUUAACCAUUGGGAUGACGGCGUAGACCCCGGCAUCAAAUUCCGAGAUCUUGACGAUGUAUGUGAACCGAUUAAGCAAAGAAUCCGGCUGUCCAAAAGCGCAGGACUUUCGCCGCAAUCUAGCGCCCCGGGUCAUUUGUCUUUACUCUGGGCCAUGAAUGGCAAUGCGCCUAACAUUGUCUUCUGGCAUAUUCUUCGCCUUUUCGCGGACCCAACCCUUCUGGCGGAUGUUAGGAAGGAGAUUGCCUCUUACGUGAAGGCCUCGAGGCCCACACCGGAAGAGACUGGGUUCCCCUUCCAGGAAGCCGCUAGGAUUUCCAUCGAUGCUGAUGGCUUGUUCAAGUCCUGUCAUUUACUAAAAGCUAGCUACUAUGAGACUUUGCGCCUGGACACGGCCAAUCUCUCAUUUCGAGAAUUCACUUCCGAUGUGACAAUUUCCGAAUCUGAGGCGGACGCCAAAAUCGCUGGCUCAGAGCAACCUCGGUCCUACCAGGUCAAGAAGGGAGCAAGCGUUGCCAUCUCUCACGGUGCCAUUCAUACCGAUCCGCGGUAUUUCUCGAAUCCAUCCCAGUUCGACCCACUCAGAUUCAUUCUGGCAGACCCCCAAACCGGAGCGAAGCAGGCAAGAUUGCAUACCAUCAACCCUUUCGGUCUUGGGCCGUCUGACUGCAAGGGAAGAGCCUUUGCAGAGAGAGAAGUCUUGUCUAUGACUUCUGCAGUUAUCUCUUUGUGGGACAUUGAAUCGGUAAAUGGAGAAGACCUUAGUCUGCCGGCUCAUAGAUUGUCCACCGGCGUCUACUUGCCUAAGAAAGACAUCAGGGUGCGGGUUUCCGCGCGUGUUUGA